ACUCAUUACCAAGGGCCAAGGCCAAGGGGCUAGGUAGUGUCCGGUCACUUAUGUAACCUGUGGGCAUAUAUAGGGCACCUGAUCCAUAGAGCUGUUGCUGACUUGGAAGCUUUUCCACCUGGGCACCACUCCUUCUCAUGAUGAAGGUGGCUGUGGGCCCAGAUCCUUCCCUGAUUUACCGUCCUGAUGUGGAUCCAGAGAUGGCCAAAGACAAGGACAGGUUCCGAAACUACAUGUCGGGCCCCCUCCUGGACCGAGUCUUCACAACCUAUAAGCUCAUGCACACGCACCAGACAGUGGACUUUGUAAAUAGAAAGCACAUCCAGUUUGGAAGCUUUUCCUACAAGAAAAUGACAGUCAUGGAGGCAGUGGACAUGCUGGAUGCUCUGGUGGAUGAGUCUGACCCAGACGUGGACUUCCCCAACUCCUUCCAUGCCUUCCAGACAGCAGAAGGCAUCCGGAAAGUCCACCCAGAUAAGGAUUGGUUCCACCUUGUUGGGCUUCUGCAUGACCUGGGAAAAGUCCUGGCUCUGUGGGGGGAGCCCCAGUGGGCAGUUGUUGGAGACACCUUUCCUGUUGGUUGCCGUCCUCAGACUUCCGUGGUGUUCUGUGAUUGCACUUUCCAGGACAAUCCUGAUCUCCAAGAUCCUCGAUACAGCACAGAACUUGGCAUGUACCAGCCGCACUGUGGCCUCGAGAAUGUCCUCAUGUCCUGGGGCCAUGAUGAGUACCUGUACCAAAUGAUGAAGUUCAAUAAGUUCUCCCUGCCCUCAGAGGCUUUCUACAUGGUCCGAUUCCACUCCUUCUACCCAUGGCACACUGGUGGUGACUACCGACAGCUGUGCAGUCAGCGAGAUCUGGACAUGCUGCCCUGGGUGCAAGAGUUCAACAAGUUUGACCUCUACACCAAGAGCCCUGACUUACCAGAUGUCCACGCGCUUCGGCCAUACUACCAGGGGCUGAUUGACAAGUACUGCCCUGGUAUCCUGAGUUGGUGACAGGCCUCUCAACUCCCCAUUGCACACUGUGCAUUACGUACCAUGACAGCCCACACCAACCUUUGAGUCCCCACACACUUGUCCAGAUCACAAUAAAGACCUUGGAAGAG
This is a messenger RNA of Perognathus longimembris pacificus (Pacific pocket mouse), 1108 nucleotides long. RefSeq names its product myo-inositol oxygenase (gene Miox). The record is from RefSeq and is a predicted model, not a curated record. Gene Ontology annotation, cellular component: cytoplasm. NCBI's taxonomy places the organism in Eukaryota, Metazoa, Chordata, Mammalia, Rodentia, Heteromyidae. Gene Ontology annotation, molecular function: inositol oxygenase activity; iron ion binding. Bases 138 to 998 code for a protein of 286 amino acids. Gene Ontology annotation, biological process: inositol catabolic process. The transcript has 10 exons.